AUGGAUUUCGCGCAACAGACUACCACCCCAUCAGAUUGGAUCCUUGCCGACUUUGCCAAAGUCGAUUAUGGCGCCCCCAAUGGUGCAAAUUUCACUUUUGCUAAACGAUACGAUGCCCCGUACAUUUGGUCUCGUUUCUAUGUCCUCUUUGGCCGCAUCGAAGUGGUUCUGAAGGCGGCACCUGGAGCUGGCAUCAUUACCGGUGCAGUCAUGAUGUCGGAUGACAUGGACGAAAUCGACUGGGAGUUUUCAGGUAACAAUUUCGCAGGAGCGAAUGGCAAGGUCCAGACGAAUUUCUUCGGAAAAGGUGUCACAGGAUACUACGACAGAGGUACAACACCAGCGGUAAAUGCUCCGCAAGAUCAAUUCCAUACUUAUGCCCUGGACUGGAGCCCUGACGCUCUGAUUUGGUCGAUUGAUGGACAAAACGUUCGGACCUUGAAAAACACCCACGCCACUUCCGGCGAGUACCAAUUCCCCCAAAGUCCAUCUCGCCUCCAUCUUGGCGUUUGGUGCGCAGGAGAUCCGGACAACAACGGAGCAACUGUUGCAUGGGGAGGAGGAUACACCAAUUUCAGCCAGGCGCCGUUUUCGGCCUAUGUCAAGUCCGUCAAGGUCACCACUCCAAACCCUUGCUCUAGUUGGCAAUAUCCCAGUCCCUUCGAUGGCACUUACAAGUCCGUGCUGUGUACGAACCAAACCAUUACCAACAAUCUGCCGUGUACCUAUGCUGUUGUCCAAGGGGAUGAUGGCUACAAGAUCGCGAAGACCCUAGGAGUUGCUUUUGAUGCUCUCAAGACUGCGAAUGCCAACUUGAAUUGGGACACCUUGCUUGUGGGACAGGCCCUCAAUGUGCCAGGUGGAAAUUGUACAAUGUCUUCAAGCACAUCUUCACCUUCGGCGACCUCUAACCGUUCUCCAUCUCCCAGCAGCAAUUCCACAUCUUCUACAUCCACCGUCACAGUUGUUUCUUCCACCAUCUCAUCGAUUACACUGACGUCAACAACCUCGACAGCGGACAAUUCUAGUGCGCCAGCUUCUUCAAGCAGUCCAUCAACAAGCUCGAGCUCUGUAUCUACGAUUUCGGCGGUGAUAACCAGUUCAAGCUUGAACACUUCAGUGAUGUCUAGCCCGACACCCAACAGUGCCUCAGUACAGUUACCGCUUCCCACUUCCUACACCGUGGUUGCUGGUGAUUAUGGCUAUGCUAUUGCCACGAAGCUCGGUUUCACCUUUGACGAUCUCAAGGCAGCAAAUCCUGGUCUUGACUGGGACAAGUUGCAGAUUGGACAAAACUUGAAUCUCCCAGGCCAAGUCUCUGCAUCUGCCGCGUCUAGCACGCAAAGUGCGGCCUCAGAUCAGACGAGUUCCCAAUCGACAACGCCCGGCGCUAUGUCUGCCUCACCUACCGGGACAGCAUCUGACGAUUCCACAUCCACAACUGCAGCUGCAUCUUCGAUUUCAGCUGCCGCGUCUAGCACUGGACAUGCUGUUGAUUCAGGCUCAAAGGCAUCAUCAAGCUGUCCCGCGUCCAGCAGCCAGCCCGGUUCCACACCCACGACGGCAGCCUCAGCUAGUAAUUCGUCGGAUACUUCUGGCUCCAGCUCUGAGCCUGUUAGUAGCGAAAAUGUCACGGUCAGUCCCACCAAGGCCACGACACCAGCCAUGACCGGCCCUACGGCACCUUCGAGCCCGGCCAUCUCUACAUCGUCAGCACCGACUACAAAGACUGCAGCUUCUAAUACUCAAGGAACGGCCCCUUCCGUCACUCCUGUCCACUCUUCGAUCUCCUCCCCUGACAAGGUCAGUCCGGCUACGCCAGCAUCUGCCUCAAAGAUGAUACGCAACCAGGAUAAUUGCUUGCGAAACAUGAUCGAUGCUCGGUAUUCUUCCUCGAUGUUGGCUUUCUGUUCAACAUAUUCCACCAAGGGAUCUAAUGCCGCUGCUGUUCCUACAUUCUUGGGCGGUUGCCCAAAGGACGACAAGAGGGUCAGCAGUGCAUGCACUUGUCUAGUCAGUAGCUUUGCACCACCGACUGGAACCCCGGCAAUAACCACCCCUGCACUGCGCGCGGGAACUCCUUCAUGGAGAUUGAAGCGAUCACCGUUGCGGUGGGAUAGAGUACGGGCUUGA
Messenger RNA from Capronia coronata CBS 617.96, 2133 nucleotides. RefSeq lists its product as uncharacterized. Gene Ontology annotation, cellular component: fungal-type cell wall. The transcript has a single exon. The coding region runs from base 1 to 2133 and encodes 710 amino acids. Gene Ontology annotation, biological process: carbohydrate metabolic process; fungal-type cell wall organization. Lineage: Eukaryota; Fungi; Ascomycota; Eurotiomycetes; Chaetothyriales; Herpotrichiellaceae. The record is from RefSeq and is a predicted model, not a curated record. Gene Ontology annotation, molecular function: hydrolase activity, hydrolyzing O-glycosyl compounds; glycosyltransferase activity.